AUACUGUGCUUCGUUGAUUGAAAAAAUUUAUGGCCGCACAGCAAAUCAAUUCCCAAUAUACAGCUUUCAAUUUUAAAAUUUUCGUUUUCGUUUGUCUAUCUUUCAAAUUGUUUAAAUUUCUUUAUCUAACUAACUCGUUUUUUAAAAGUUUUUUAAAGUCCUUUAAUACUUUCGGCUAAAGCAAAUUAUUUAAGUGGCUUCAAAUAUUUAUAAUCAUACGCGAUUCUGAGGCGUCAAACAGUGGCAAACAGCAAGCAAAUGCAAUAAAUCUCGGACAAAGUCAGCUGAGGAUUGAAUUGAAGUGGUUUGAAAUCAUUAGAUGAAAUUUGUGUGCUUGUGGUUAGCGAUAAGUAAUCGGAAAUAAGAAAUAUCCUGCAGUGUAAUAAAUAUAAACAUUUUAACGCACAUGAACAACCAUUCGUCAGCAACUGACACUAAUUUUACCUUUGCCUCAUAAAUGUUACAAGAGAAAUUCCUAUACUAGCACAAAUACUCAAAUACUAAAGCGAUGAGUACAGCGGGCUUUUUAGGUAACUUUCUUUCCAAAGGCCUGAAAACCAAUCAAUUGGAGGUGAACACUGAUGAAAAAACGUUACGACCAAUUGCUCGUUUAAAAGAACCGCGUGAUCUUUUCGCCCUGCCGAAAGACAAGGAUCAUGACUGCUCACAGCAGGCCCCCAGAUGGCCGAUCGAGUGUCAGGUGAGUGAUUAGAAGAAGAAUAUAAUAAUAUGAAAAAUAUAUAAUAAAAAAAAAUGUAGUAAAGUAAAAAAUCAUAGCAGAACACGAAAGAAGUUCCGCCAAAGGGUUUGUAAAAUUUUUUAAUUUUGGAGAUGAUUUCAGAGCAAAAGCCGAGUAUUAGGCUUGAAUUGCGAGUAUUAGGCUUGAGUGCACAGCUCUACUGGGACAGUGUCCGAUUGUUUUUACGUGGGUUCCUACCAAUAACGGCGCUCUACUGGGACAAUUGUAUAUUCGCAUGCGGCAGGGCAGCGCUAGAUUGAUUCUGCUUUGAUAUUCAAGAAAACAAAAAAUUUUGACUACGGAUUUACGGCUGUAAUAGAAAUUGAAAACACAAAAGGGAUUUC
Anastrepha ludens (Mexican fruit fly) is the source of this 1083-nucleotide messenger RNA. RefSeq names its product cytosolic carboxypeptidase Nna1-like. The record is from RefSeq and is a predicted model, not a curated record. NCBI's taxonomy places the organism in Eukaryota, Metazoa, Arthropoda, Insecta, Diptera, Tephritidae. Bases 509 to 712 code for a protein of 67 amino acids. The transcript has 2 exons.